Molecule: messenger RNA, 1493 nt
Organism: Nilaparvata lugens (brown planthopper)
Lineage: Eukaryota; Metazoa; Arthropoda; Insecta; Hemiptera; Delphacidae
Product: ectopic P granules protein 5 homolog
Exons: 8
Biological process (GO): autophagosome maturation
Cellular component (GO): cytoplasm
Source: RefSeq, a predicted model, not a curated record
AGAUUGAUUUACCCCGAUGGCUGCCGUCAAAGAAACCACGAUUGAGUGAUAGAACCGAGUUGAUUCAACUCUCCAUGAAAGCGUUGAGUACAACUGGGAAAACUCCGGCUGAAGAUAAGCUGAUGAUCCACGAAGUAUUCAGGAAACACUUGUGUCAAUUGAUGAUUUUGAUUUCCCGGAGCAUUACGGGGAAGUGAUCACGCUGACUCUGGAACAGAGCGAGACACAGUCCAUCGCGCCAGACGUGUGGUAUGAGUUGUUGGAAGCCCUGUCCUGCUAUCGGUUUAGGCCAAACAUGACCAUGGCUCAAAUGAAGGAAGGUCUUUGCAAAUUCGCCACUGAACAGAGGAUUCUAUCGCAUAAUGAGAUUCGAGAAACUGUUCUGCUACUUGGGAACCAUUUCAUGAAGGAGCGCCUGCAGUAUGGAUUGUACGGCCUCUACCCCAAGUACAGAGACUACAUAGAUCCGUUCUGCACAUUUCUCGGUUUGGUUGGCCACGGUCUGAUUGCUAGUCGACUGUUGGCUGAUCGAGGAUCGCUUGGCGAUAAAUUGAGCGAACAGUUGUGGCCGCUUCUCGAGAGUCUAUUCUCGCCGUGGUUAAACCCGUACUUCACCCGCAACCUGUCCGAGCCAACGGCUGCUUGGAUCCAGCAACUGACCGACGACCGAUCCGUUUUGCCGCCCUGGAUCGUCACCGAUGUGGCGCACGCCAACAAAAUGGCCGCCAUGUUCACCGAGUGCAUACGAUUCAUGCUCGACACCUUACCAGGCUGCACAAAUAUUUUGAGCUUUGUUUGGCAAUUUUAUGUGAUAAAAUAUGCUCAUGCGUCAGUCAAGGAACACAUUCUGAACUUGAUGCACAGUCGACUGCUCACACUGCCUUGGAACCGGUUCAUGCCUUCCUUUCAGGAUAUCGAUCUUAUGCUAAGAGUUGUAGAUCAAUUCUUGCCCGAUUGUCACACAUUUUUGGGAGCGAUUUUCAUCGAAGUACAUUGGUACAACCUAGUCCAGCAUAUCACCGCCAACUGCUCGCCUCAGGCCGCUUCGAAAGCGCACAGUGCUCUUCUGCAUCUUCUAGUCAAACUUUCUAACGAACCUAACAUCAGACAGUCAGGCAAAGUGCUGCCUCUGCUGUUGGAGAGCCAGCAGUUCCAGUGGCACCUGAUUGAUGCGACCAGUUACGAGCUGGUGGCCAACUGGUUUGUCAUGAGCUAUGACCCACGUGUCAUCCUCCAGCUCACCGAUGAGGAGUGGACGGAACGAAUCGAUAUGGCUGUGCUCGAGUUACUUCAAGUAGCAGCCGGCCAUGUUGGAAAUGUCCCGCAAUACCAUCCGUCAACUCCAAAGAAACGUCUGAUAUUUGUGAGGGCCUCAGUCAAGUUACUGCUCUCGUGCCUCAGUCGAUACAAGCACCUCAUCAUAUCCAGAAUAAGCGAGGUGAAAGCAACUGUGCGUCGAAUGGUCGAUAAGAUUGAAACCUGUUUCAUUUCAA